AUGUACACCAAUGAACACCAGAAAUGUCUUUUGGAAUCGUAUAAGAGAGAGCUUGAAGCUAAAAAGUUUGAGCUUGUUACCUUAAAAGCAAUAGUCACACAGAAAAAAGACUCUUCAAUGCGUAAUGCUGACGAGGAGCGUAGCCGUGCUGAUGCUCUGGAGAGGGAACUUCAAAUGCAAAAUGAAGUCUGCCGAAAAUCGCAGAAUCAACUAGACGAUUCGAGGAAAGAAAAUGAGAGAUUGAUGCAAUCACUGAAAGAAGCACACAACUUGCUUGAUCGACAUGUGCAGUCCAUCAACAAACACUGUGAGCUUGAGGCUGUUGUCCAUCUCGAGCUGGACGAGAUUAAAACGGAGUGCCAGACGCUAAACGAGUCGCUCAGUAAAGCACAAGAAGAGAAGCAGCUCUUAGAAGACGCAUUAAAAUGCAGAACGACAGAGUGGGAUAAAAAGGUAUUUACAGGAAAUGUUGGGACAGCUAAUAUCUCUUCACGGCCUGUUCACAUGGAGUGGGGGACCUCGGGCAGGUGA
Molecule: messenger RNA, 531 nt
Organism: Orbicella faveolata
Lineage: Eukaryota; Metazoa; Cnidaria; Anthozoa; Scleractinia; Merulinidae
Source: RefSeq, a predicted model, not a curated record